Fragaria vesca subsp. vesca is the source of this 3003-nucleotide messenger RNA. RefSeq names its product linoleate 13S-lipoxygenase 2-1, chloroplastic-like. Bases 1 to 2880 code for a protein of 959 amino acids. The transcript has 9 exons. NCBI's taxonomy places the organism in Eukaryota, Viridiplantae, Streptophyta, Magnoliopsida, Rosales, Rosaceae. Gene Ontology annotation, biological process: lipid oxidation. The record is from RefSeq and is a predicted model, not a curated record. Gene Ontology annotation, molecular function: oxidoreductase activity, acting on single donors with incorporation of molecular oxygen, incorporation of two atoms of oxygen; metal ion binding; protein binding.
AUGUUGAAACCUAGCCUACUUCAACCAUCACAGUAUCUGUUUCUCCAGCACAAUCCGUUCCUCCAUGGAAGCAGUACUGCUUCGCUUAACGUCUGUUCAACAAUGCCUUCCUUCCCCAAUAAACACCAAAGCCUUCGAUUCGGCUCCACUAAUCACAGAAACAAAAUAAAAGCCGUAAAUAGUAGUGAUGGUACUACUAGUAGUAGCAGCACUACUAGCAGUAGUACUAGCAGUAGUAGUAGUAUCACUCCUGGACCAACGACGACCAAGACGACAACUACAACCACUGAGGUGACGGAAGUGGUGACGGAGAGUGAAGAUGCAGCGGUGGAGAAAGAAGUAGAAGUAGUGACCACAAAAGAAGUGGUGACGGAGAAGUUCACCAGUGUUAAAGCCACCAUUACUGUGACGCUUACAGUUGGAGGGUUUCUGAACAACAUGGGUUUAACCCGAGGACUCGACGAUGUCAGAGAUAUGCUUGGUCAAACUCUGUUCAUGGAUCUUGUUAGUGCUCACCUUGAUCCCAAAACUGGAUUAGAGAAAGAGCAUGUUACUGGGUUCGCACACAGGGGUACCCAAAAGGACAGUGAGAUUGUAUACGAGACAGAUUUUAAAGUUCCAUUAGAUUUUGGAGAAGUUGGUGCCGUUUUGAUAGAGAAUGAGCACCACAAGGAGAUGUAUAUCAAGGACAUUGUCCUGGAUGGCUUGCCUGGUGGUCCUGUACUACUUACCUGCAAUUCAUGGGUUCAUUCCAAGUACGAUAAUCCAGCUAAGAGAGUCUUCUUCACAAACAAGUCAUAUUUGCCAUCUCAAACACCAAGUGCUUUGGUGAGGCUAAGAGAAGAGGAGCUUGUUACUUUGCGUGGCAAUGGCCAAGGCGAGCGCAAGAGCUUUGAGAGAGUAUACGACUAUGAUGUUUACAAUGAUCUUGGGGACCCUGAUUCAAAAUUAAGCUUACAAAGAACUGUAAUUGGGGGCAGCAAAGAGUUCCCCUAUCCCAGGCGUUGUCGAACCGGGCGACCAAAGUGCGAAGCAGAUCCGCUUUCGGAGAAAAGAACUAGUACUUGGUAUGUCCCCAGAGAUGAAGCGUUCUCAGAGAUAAAACAGUUAACCUUUUCAGCCAAGACAGUAUAUUCUGUCUUGCACGCAGUGGUACCUGCCUUGGAGACUGCCAUCGUUGACUCUGAUCUCGGGUUCCCAUUGUUCACUUCUAUAGACUCACUCUUCCAUGAAGGCAUCAGCUUGCCUCCCCUUAAAGAGCAAGGGGUUAUUAGAACCAUGGUUCCUAGGCUAGUCAAUGCUCUAGCUUCCGGAGAUGAUGUUCUGCGGUUUGUGCCCCCAGAAACAAUGAAUAGAGACAAAUUCUUUUGGUUUAGGGAUGAGGAAUUUGGUAGGCAGACUCUUGCGGGACUUAACCCAUAUAGCAUCAAGUUGGUGACGGAAUGGCCAUUGAAAAGUGAAUUGGACCCUGAGAUAUAUGGUCCUCCCGAAUCUGCAAUCACCACGGAAAUGAUUGAGAGAGAGAUCAGAGGUUUCGUGACCAUCCAAGAGGCUAUAAGAGAAAAGAAGUUGUAUAUACUAGACUACCAUGAUUUGUUCUUACCGUAUGUGGGCAAAGUAAGAGAGAUCGAAGGUACAACUCUAUACGGAUCAAGGACACUGUUUUUCCUCACCCCAGAAGGCACAUUGAGGCCGCUGGUUAUCGAGUUGACUCGACCGCCACUAAACGGAAAGCCUCAAUGGAAGCAAACCUUCCAACCCAGCUGGAACGCCACCGGUGUCUGGCUUUGGAGGAUUGCCAAAGCUCAUGUCCUUGCUCAUGAUUCUGGUUACCACCAACUUGUUACUCACUGGCUAAGAACACAUUGUGCCACAGAGCCAUAUAUAAUCGCAACGAAUAGGCAACUGAGUGUGAUGCACCCGAUCUAUCGAUUGUUGCAUCCCCAUUUCAGAUACACGAUGGAGAUUAAUGCUCUUGCUCGUGAAGCACUAGUCAAUGCCGCCGGUAUCAUUGAAACCUCAUUCUCGCCGGGAAAAUAUUCCAUGGAGAUUUGCUCUGUUGCCUAUGGAAAGGAGUGGCGAUUCGACCAAGAGGCUCUUCCAGCUAACCUUAUUAGCAGGGGCUUGGCUGUUGAGGAUCCAACUGCUCCACAUGGUCUGAGGUUAUCAAUUGAAGACUACCCUUUUGCCAACGACGGACUCCUCCUAUGGGAUGCCCUAAAACAAUGGGUCACUGAUUAUGUAAGUCACUACUACACUGACUCCACCCUUGUCCAAACUGAUCACGAGCUCCAAGCAUGGUGGACAGAGAUCAGAACAGUAGGUCACGGAGACAAAAAGGAUGAACCCUGGUGGCCUGAGCUAAACACCCCUCAAGAUCUCAUCGACAUCCUCACAACGAUAGUUUGGGUCACUUCCGGUCACCACGCAGCAGUCAACUUUGGUCAGUAUACUUAUGCAGGUUACUUCCCUAACCGCCCUACAAUUGCAAGGACCAACGUUCCCACGGAGGAUCCCGACGACGAGGUCUGGAAAAAUUUCUUGGAAAAACCCGAGGCCACACUUCUGCGGUGCUUUCCUUCGCAAAUUCAGGCUACAACGAUAAUGGCGGUUUUGGACAUUUUGUCUAAUCAUUCGCCAGAUGAAGAGUACAUGGUAGAGAAGAUGGAGGAUGCAUGGGCUGAAGACGAAGUCAUAAGGGCGGCGUAUGAGCGGUUUAAAGGAAGGUUGAUGAUGCUUGAAGGAACUAUUGAUGAUAGAAAUGCUAAUUAUGAGUUGAAGAAUAGAAGUGGGGCUGGGGUUGUGCCUUAUGAGCUUCUUAAGCCGUUUUCAGAACCUGGGGUUACAGGAAAGGGAGUCCCAUAUAGCAUCUCCAUUUGAAUAUUUUCAUAAAUUUAUUAAAAGAUACAGAUUUUUUUUUUUUCUCAAUUUCAUUUAGUUGAAUUAGUCUUCACUAUAAUAAGUUGAAGGUUGUGAGUUUGACUCACGGAGAUCUAAUUAUUA